UGUUAGGCAGGAGGUGGCGGUAGCCGUUGCUCGCCGCGAUCGUGGUGGGCGGUACCAAGGCGGGGAGCGGAGGCAGACGGAGGGCUGUCCGCCGUCCCCAGGCAACCGCUACCAACAGAGGGCGGGCGGAGGGCCCCGCCGGCCGCUUGGUGUGGUGCGGCGCCUGUUCCAGCGAGUGGGUGCUGCUCGGUGCUCGUGGGGCCCGGCGGUGUUGACUGCUUAUAGAGUUACAGUAAAACAAAUAAACAGAUACUCCUACCUUUUAGUGUGGUACACCGUCACCCAGCCAUGCCUGCAGAAGGAAAAAGUGAUAUGGAGAGGAUUGGCCUCUUCAGUGAAAUGAGCUAUGUUACCAUUGGAGACAAAUAUAUGUCAUGUUAUAUGCGCCCUUUUAAUGAAACUGCAAGCAAGAACAGACAGAUGCUAUCUGAGGGGAGCAAAACAUUGUCAGCUCUUCAGGCAGGUUAUUUUGAUGCUGAGUUUAAGAGGAUUUUCAAUGGUGAAGCCUACUCAAACCCUGUUCAACUAAGGAGACGUUUUAGAUUGGCAGAAUCAAAGAAAAAUUUGGGAAAAGCUUUCCUUCCCAGUAAUGGAGAUAAAUUGCCAUGUGGACUAGGCAGCUAUUAUGGAACCAUAGGAGGUCCAUUUGCAUACUUCAGCGCACAACUGAAAGCUAGAGAAAGAUACAUUCCUCCUGGAAAGAAUUUUUAUACUAGUCCAGGAAAAAAAGGAACUGGAUAUGGUUAUGCAAAUCUUACCAUAGGUGAACAGUAUCCACAUGAAGCAGAUGGCUAUGAAUUAGAAAAAAUAAUUGCAAGGAAAGCUCGAGAGGAACACAAACGUUUGCUUAAAGGAGGACCUUUCAAGACAAAUAUAUACCCCCUGGAGUAUUUUGACAUGAAUCCCUAUUUUAAUGACAAACCUCUGCCACCUGUGAAGAAACCACCUCCAGAGAAGCUAAUUGCACCACCUUUCAUACCAAGUUCUCCUGCUAAAAAGGCAGGGGGCAUGAAAGGAGGCACAUUUGAUCCUUAUCCAAGCCAUUCUGCUGACCCUUAUGUAAUCAGAAAAACUACAGCUGUCCCAUCCAGUAAAGAACGAAAGGUUUUUAAUCCUCCUGCUGGACCAAAAAGCAGACCUGUUACAAGUAUAAUAACUUUAAAUGUCAUAAGUUGCAGGAAUCAUUUCAAUUUGCACUGACAAGGCCAAACCAGAAGCUACCUUAUUACUUCACGUUGAUUUAAUUGACUGAAUUGAAAGUAACUAUUCUGUACAUCAGAAAGCCUGGUAACUACCAACACUGAUGUAAGAAACUACAACUUUCCAUGCUUCCACUGGUGGUUUUUAAACUAGUGAAAGUGGAAAAAGAAUAGCAUACUGGCCUGGGUAGCCUACUUAUCACUGUAUUGUUUGUAUUACAGUUCCAUCAACAGAGUAAAAAUUUGUGUUCCCAAGUGAAAUACUUUUUGAGAAAAAAACUAACUGUAUAUGAAGUAAGUUUUAGAAUUGGAAAGGAAUGGCUGAUUGUGAAGUGUCACCAUGUGCUCACAGAAAUGGUUAAGAUGGACUCAUUACAAAUAUUUGUAAAGAGAAAAAUUUCAUAUCUGCAAGCAAAAGUUCCACAGACUGAAAUUCAAACCACUUUUUCAAAUUCUCUGCUACCGUUUCUCUCCUAACAAUUUAAAAGGAUGUAUGAAUUUUUGCUUCAUUAUUCCUAGGUUUACUGAAAUGAGAAUUGUGAACAGCAUUUAUUUUAAGUAUGAAUGUUAUAGCUCAUAGAGUUUAAGAAAUGCGGUAAGAUAUUUUUCAAAUCAUCAGCUUCCCCCCAGAUGACAAUUUUUAUGUACUUUCCAGUGGAAAUCUUAUCGUCUGGUAUUUUGUCUGUAAUCCUACAAUUGGAUUUGUGAGCCUAAAUUCUUGCUCUCAUGCAGUUCUAUAUCAGUUAGAUGCCUCAUUGAUUAAAGUCAUUAAAUCUAAUUACAGGAAUGGGUGUAACAGUUUUUCAUUUUUACAAGAACUUUCCUAUUCUGUAGAGUGAUAUUCUAAAACAAAAUCUAAUAAUUUUCUCUUCAUUUACAUUUCAGAUCAAUAAAUGCAAAGAACUACAAGACUGCAUAUGCUACAUAUUAUUAGGUAAAAAUGGUGAAAUGAAGGGUACACUUUUAAGACUCUUGACAACACAGCUGCUAAUCAGCAUUUGGAGCAAAUAAAAAGGUGAAAAGUGGAAUUCAAGUACAGAAGGCAAUCUGGUUUGUUUAAUUAUUGCAAAUGCAAUAUUUGGUUAUUUCAUUUUUUUAUACACACACACAUAUAUGCACACGUGUAUACUUGGUCGUAAAGCUACAAUAAAUAAUAUAAUGUAUUCAGGAA
Messenger RNA from Numida meleagris (helmeted guineafowl), 2370 nucleotides. It is a transcript of the gene CFAP96, whose product is annotated as chromosome 4 C4orf47 homolog. Gene Ontology annotation, cellular component: centrosome. The record is from RefSeq and is a predicted model, not a curated record. Lineage: Eukaryota; Metazoa; Chordata; Aves; Galliformes; Numididae. The transcript has 8 exons. Bases 289 to 1200 code for a protein of 303 amino acids.